This is a messenger RNA of Lachancea lanzarotensis, 852 nucleotides long. RefSeq names its product LALA0S06e06722g1_1. NCBI's taxonomy places the organism in Eukaryota, Fungi, Ascomycota, Saccharomycetes, Saccharomycetales, Saccharomycetaceae. The transcript has a single exon. The record is from RefSeq and is a predicted model, not a curated record. Bases 1 to 852 code for a protein of 283 amino acids.
AUGCUAAAUUUUACAAAUGAACUUUCAACACGAACUAUACUUGCACCAAGCACUGUGGUAACCACCGUAGCUGCAAUGAAUGAGGAACUUCAUGAUUCUGAGUAUCUUAAUUCAACUCUAAGGUGUAAUGCUACUGCUGGAUCGAAUAACGAUCAGUUUUCUCCAGAGUGUCUACUCCGAGAUAUAAAUAUUGAGAGAAUUGGUGGAAGAGGUGGUGGCAGCAGUGGAAGUAGUGUUGGAAGCAGUGGUGGAAGAAGUGGUGGAAGUAGUGGAAGUAGUGGUGGAAAAAGUGGUGGAAGUAGUGGAAGCAGUGGAAGCAGUGGAAGUAGUGGUGGAAAAAGUGGUGGAAGCAGUGGAAGCAGUGGAAGCAGUGGAAGCAGUGGAAGCAGUGGAAGUAGUGGAAGUAGUGGAAAAAGCGAUGGAAGCAGUGGCAGCAGUGGAAGCAGUGGCAGCAGUGGAAGCAGUGGAAAAAGCGAUGGAAGCAGUGGCAGCAGUGGCAACACUGGCAGCAGUGGAAGUAAAGGCAAUCUUGGAUCGGGUGGAGCCGUCGGAGUUGGAACGUACCAACCUAAAAAGGGAGGAAGUGGCAACUCUGGAACUGCUGUCCACAAUGGUGGCGACACUCCUGCUACUAGAGGAGGUUACCUAGGAAACGGCUGGUUCGGUGCAUAUGGAGGGUACGGUGGAUAUGCCGGAUAUCCGGGCUACGCAGGUUAUCCCGGCCUCCACGGUGGUGUCAGAAAUGGCACUAUCUCUCUCCAGGCCAAUUCUGCCAUGUCAAAAGAGCCAAACGUCAUCCGCGUUUUUACCGCCAUUUUACUAAUGCUUUUCUUCUUUCGUGCAUACGAGUGA